CACCAGGUGGGUGAGUGGCUGGGUGAUGCUUAAUACAGUUAAUCUUAGUGUGAGCACAGGACUCAACUACGCCACAAGUUUGUCCAGUCUGUUUCUCCCACACACUCUCCUUCUCGUCUCCUUCAGUUGUGUGUGAGGAGACAGAAGUGUGAACCUGUCAGCAAACUAUACGUAACGUGAGGAAGGAGGAACGUGAAUGAUGGGGGUGUUGAGGUUGGACGAGGCAGGAGACGUGCUACUAUGUGGAGGUGUCAGUGCUCUCCUGUCCUCUACACUACACCUCCUGGGACUCUUCUCCACCUCUUGCUGGCUCCUCUUCACAACCCUCUGGCUCCUCUCUGCUGCCACCAUUUUACUCCUGUCUGCUGUCAAGGUGUCAAGUGACGGUAAGGUGGUAGUUGUGACGGGAUGUGACACUGGCUUCGGUAACGCUCUGGCACUCCACCUUCACAACCUGGGUUUCCGGGUGGUGGCAUGCUGCCUGCGGGAGGAAGGGGAGGGUGUGCAGCGCCUGCGUGACCUAAAGUCUCCCCGUCUUCACCUGCUGCAGCUGGACGUCACGUCUCAGGACCAACUCAAGACGACGCUUUCACAGGUCAAGAAUCUCAUCCCUGAAGGAGAGGUGUUGUGGGGGCUGGUCAACAAUGCUGGCGUCUCCACCUUCGGCGAGGUGGAGUGGGUGCCUGAGGCCACCUACAGGAAGGUACUGGAGGUGAACUUGCUAGGUACCGUCUUUGCCACCAAGACCUUCCUACCUCUCAUCAGGAGGACCAGAGGUCGUGUGGUAAACAUCGCCAGUAUGUACGGCAGGAUGGGCAACACUAUGAGAGCGCCCUAUGUCCUCUCCAAGUACGCUGUCGAGGGUUUUACCGACUGUCUCAGGUGGCAGCCACCAACAUCUUCACGGACGAGAGCGUGAGACAGCAAGCACAGGUCAUGUGGACAGCCAUGACUGAGGAAGUCCAGCAGGACUUUCCCAGAAGUUACUUCGACAGUCAAGUGAAUCUCAUGAUGUCUUACACCAAUGCUGGGACGCGUGACGUGAACGACGUGGUGGAAGCAAUGACGGCGGCCCUGACGCAGAAGUACCCUCGUGCUCGAUACCUGCCCAUGGAUGUGACCACCAGAAUCAGGAUCUUUGUGGCCACCCACCUGCCGGAGUGGGUCUACGACACCUGCUACAUCACCACCGCACGACCUCAUCUGUCCCUUCCAAACUCUGCCAAGCCUUAGGCUGAGGCUAACUGACACCCUGUUUCCUGUCACACCCUCUGUGUGUGAUACCUCCCUGCCUCUGCCAAACACUAGGCUAUUAGAUCCUCCCGUCUUUGACACACCGUAGGGGGUGGCUAUUACCAAGUUCAUUGCUGUAAUUACUUUGCAGUUAUCAUCCAUAAAUUAUCUUUUUUAACAUAAUCCACUUGGAAUGAGAGUCCGCCUGUGGAUUAACAAACUUGAGUCCGGUUAAAUGGUGAUAUAUUGUAGACGUAUUCUUAGUGGUAGUGAAGGUCUCAUAACCUCCAAAAAUAAGGAGCUAUCAUUCCCUCUCUCGAUUCAAAACAGACUACCUGAAAAUCCCAAGUAUUGUAUGACCCCCAUGUAACAAUAUUAAUAAAUAACAAUAAUAACUUUUGCUACUAAUAAAUUAAGCCUACUGAGCUUUAACUUUGAAUUUAGAAUAAAAAUAUGUUAAAUAUA
Molecule: messenger RNA, 1698 nt
Organism: Cherax quadricarinatus
Lineage: Eukaryota; Metazoa; Arthropoda; Malacostraca; Decapoda; Parastacidae
Source: RefSeq, a predicted model, not a curated record